AUGGCGGCGAAGCUGGAGCUGGAGUCGACGCGGUCAGCGGCCAAGGCCCAGGCGGCGGUCCACAAAGCUAAGGUGGCGCAGCUGGAGGAGCUCUUGGUGAUCGCGCGCCGGGAGCGCGACGAAGCCAUCCAGAGAUUCAUGGAGCUCCAAAGCAAUGUGGUGGUGUGUAGCUCCAGCAUCUCGAGCUGCAGCCUCGCCGCCGCCGCUUCCUUCAUCGCUGACAGCCCCCUGGAUCACCACAGCAGCUUCAACGAUCACCACGAUCAGUCCGCCGAGUGCGUGGAGCCCUUGGUGGCAGCGUCUGCCGCGAUGGUGGACUCCAAUGCCGAGAAUCACCACCACUUCCAGCAACAAAGCCCAUUCGAUCCUCCUCCACCCCAUCUCCCUCCAAGUCUCUUCUCCCCGGCCACCACCACCAUUCUAAGCUCCUCGCUCCAAAACAAUGGCUCGGCGCUCGCUUCCAUCCUCACGCCCCUCCAGCAGCACAGCGACUACGCCAGGGCAGUGAGAGACUUCGAUCCCUCGGCCAGGAAAUUCGAGGAUCCCACCGCCGCCGCCGUGGAAGAUCACGCGACCACCGAGAUGAAUCUCAACCUAAUGCUGCGAAAUCUCCCCGAGCGCGGCAAGCUGCUCCAGGCGGUGAUGAACGCCGGCCCACUGCUCCACACGCUCCUCCUGGCGGGGCCUCUUCCGCAAUGGCACCAUCCACCCCCGGGCCUCGAUUCCUUUCAAUUCCUGGCCGCGCCAUUCCCGGCCCUGAUCGAUCAGCAACAGCACCUGGGCAAGCAGCAGCAGCCACAUUUGUCCCUGAGCGAUGGCGCCGCGGUCACCAGCAAGUGA
This is a messenger RNA of Selaginella moellendorffii, 840 nucleotides long. RefSeq lists its product as uncharacterized. The record is from RefSeq and is a predicted model, not a curated record. Bases 1 to 840 code for a protein of 279 amino acids. Lineage: Eukaryota; Viridiplantae; Streptophyta; Lycopodiopsida; Selaginellales; Selaginellaceae. The transcript has 2 exons.